AAAAGAAAAAGAAGAGAAAUGAAACUUGUCACACAGCAAAUGACAGUCAGGAUUUGAAUUCUAGCAGUCUAGCCCCAGAGACUUAACCACAAAGCAAUUAAAAAAAAAAAAUCCUGACUUUAGACUGACUUUAGAUUUGUGCAUUUCCCCAUAUGAAAAUUGUGUCUUCCUAUAGUCAAAAAAAAGAAGAAGAAGAAAUGGGGAAACAAGUACUGAACUGGAGCUAAAGACUAGCAUGCAAAAGGGGUUUAGAAAUGAAAAGUACUGAUGCUUAUUUGAAAAAAAAAAAGAGUGAUUGACGAUAAGUAACAACAAAUAUGUACAAAUUGCUCAUUGUAAAUCUAAGUGGUAGAGAUAUGUUCACUCCACUCUUCCCAUUUCUAUCUGCAUUUGAACUUUUUAAUAAUAACAUUUAAAAAAACUAGACUAUGUCAUACAUUAAUGUUCUGCAGGGGGAACAUGGAGGAGGGGACAUGUGUGCAGUGGGGGAAGAAGCAGCAGAAAGCUAUUAAAUGUAGAGAAGGAAAGGUAAAAACAGAUGGACCAGACACCAGAGCUCCUCUUCACCCACUGCCUCCGCAUAUCUCCCCAGGCCUGGGGGUACAUACCUCAGCACCUGGCCACCUCUCCAUAGCCAUGCCACUAGGAGGUCUUCACCUAGAUAUCUGUACAGAAGGCCUCAGACCACUGCUCUGACUUAUCUGAGUUUACUACCAGAAAAUUGCCUUCUGCAGGAAGCCCUUUGGGAUGAACCAUAUCUUCCUUCACCAGCUUCUCAUCAACUCUGUUCUAAAUCUAUCAGAAGUGCUCAUCGUGCCUCCUUUCAUCAAGCACCCUGAUGAAUUCAGCUGUAGACCACCAGGCUAAACCUGCUAAAGCUCCCUGUCUCAUGUGGGAGCUGGCGGGGUGGGUGGGGGUGGGGUACCAUUCACACACUUCCACCAGGAUCCUGAGCUCUUGGCAGAUUCAGCGCAAAGCAGAAAAGUCCAUCAGGAAAGGCACCUGGAAGAGGUGGGCAUUCUGAUCUCCACGACUCUGGCAGGAGCAAAAAUGAUGCUGAGUUGGGGUGGGAGCAGGCUGGGGAGAAACUGGAGCCCUUAGUGACCAUCCCAAGGGUGUGAAAGGAAAGAUGUUGUAACCCCAACUCUCAGAGUGGAACUUCCUCUCCCCACCACACUGGGGAGGCACCCAGGCUCCGGAAGACAUUAAAGCCGAAGAAGGGAUGGGAACAUCUGGAUGUCAACACUUCUCAUCACCACCUGGGUGGCUCUGGUCAUCUGGAGUGUGUCUAAGCCACCAGCUCUGGAUAAGCUGGGAAUACUGACUAAUGGACAGACCCAUCACAGAGCCAGAUAAGGCUGAGCUGAAGAGAGACUUUGUGUAGGCCGGGGGUUCCUGGGACCCUGUGGGCUCUUGCUGCCCCCACAUGGUACACUGUCCACUUAGGGCACUACUGGCCAUGAGCCCUUCACACUUCCCCCUCCACCUGCACUCUGCUCCCUACUUCCCACAUCCCAGCAUUCCUUAGAAACCUGACGGGAUCUCCAUUUCAGCCCUUAGAGGGUACAUUUGGUUCUUGAGGUGAUGUCAGUGCCCCCCCAUACCACCGUGUGCCCUCAAACAGGAACCCGUGGUUGGAGGGCAGGAAGUUCCUGAGGGGAAGUUGCAGGGGCCCAGACAGUCUUCCACACCCCAGUCUCAGCUCAGACAUGCAGUGCCCCACUCUCUUGAGUUGUUUUGGGGCUGGGGGACAGCUCUUAGCUCCUGGGUAGCCAUGGACUGCAUCCGGUCACCCUCCUUUCCCAAUACCCAUGCUCACUGCAGACCCCACUCCUCUCCCUCCACCAGCUCUCUUACCAGCCUCUGAAACGUACCUCUGGCUGCAGAGGCUCCCGCAAACUGCCUGGUCAGAGGACAGGUGGGUAGACUCUGGAGCUGGGCAGAGCUAGCCCUGAACCCUGGCCUAGAUGUCCUAGCAAAAGUGCAGACUUGAGUUUCGGGUUCCUCAGCCUGCAAAUGUGCAACCCCAGUAGCCUGUGUGAUUAUGGGAAUGCCUGGUGACGAAUGAGAAGUGCCCAGCCCAGGGACAGCACAAUGAAGUGCCUCAGCUAGAAGAAUGAUUAAAACUGGAGGCCCCUAACUUCAGAUGAGGAACUUGGGACACAUGACCAGCCCCAGGCCAUUUAGCCUCCAGGUCAGUGCUCAGUCCCCAAGCAGCCUAAUGCCAGCUUGCAAUGGAUGAUAUGAAAUUUUACCUCUACGCGGGUUUGGGACUCACGGGGUUCCUGCUCCUGGCCAUGGUCAUUCUAUCUGCCUGUCUGUGUCAGCUCCAUAGGAGAGUGAAUCGGCUGGCGCGGAGCUGGGCCCAGGCCCAGCUGUCAGCAGAGCCAGAGCUGCACUAUGCGUCUCUGCAGAGGCUGCCUGUACAAAGUGGAAAGGGCACUGACCUUGACCAUGGAGAAGAAAAAAGCAUCAAGGAGGACCCCAAUGCUGACUACGCCUGCAUUGCUAAAAGCAAGCCCACCUGAGCACUCACUCAUACCCAUAGGACACCUGCCUCACCCCCAGCAAGCGAGCAGGGCCACCCUGAGGUUCUCCCAGUAAAGAAUAUGAUCAUGUCA
This is a messenger RNA of Ochotona curzoniae (black-lipped pika), 2621 nucleotides long. RefSeq names its product leukocyte specific transcript 1 (gene LST1). Gene Ontology annotation, biological process: immune response; dendrite development; cell morphogenesis. The coding region runs from base 2235 to 2528 and encodes 97 amino acids. The transcript is spliced from 4 exons. NCBI's taxonomy places the organism in Eukaryota, Metazoa, Chordata, Mammalia, Lagomorpha, Ochotonidae. The record is from RefSeq and is a predicted model, not a curated record. Gene Ontology annotation, cellular component: membrane.